CGUAAGGUGAUGGGGUUUUGGAUGCUUUGACGCCUGCGCGCGACACUCUGGAUGCAAACCGUCGGAAGAGGAUUAGGAAACUGCACCUAAAUCGGCUCCCUCGCCGCACGCCAUCUUGGCUCGACUGACGCCGCGGCACCAGUCUGGUCCGGGCCCCGCUCCCCCGGACCAUUUCGGCUCUGGUCGGACCAGUUUCCUCGGACGGCAUAUGUAGAGGGAGGGGCUUGGCGUUUCUGGAAGUCGGAAGAAACGGCCAGUCGACGCCAGCCAGCAUCCGAAGCCAGCGUUAGGGGGCCGGAGCAAAGCGUCGGCUGUGGUUUUUCUGGGAAUACGGUAUUAUUUUUAAUUUGAAGAAGAAAAAAACAAAGCACAAGCGGUGCAUGUAACAGAGUAGUCUCCGACAUGCACGCGGAGGUCUCCCGUUUGGGUUCGCGGUGCUGAAGCGCAACGCGGCCAGCACACACUGCGUUGUCGGUGGGGAUAAGCCAUCUGUGGUACAACGGUGUGCACAGCGCACUAACGGUUUAUUUCCCAUCGACAGUUCGCUCCCGUUAACCCAGCUAGCCGACCAUUUUUUUUUCAAGCGCUCGGUUAGCUUGCGGUGAAAGCGAGCAUCUCGGUUCUUUGCGGAAAAGCCUCCCGUCUGUCGAUGCCACUGAGGGGAGUCCCGAUACCGGGCGGUACCCAACGGUGAGAGACACAUAGCCCCCGCCCCGAGGCAUGCAAGGAGGGGUGUGCCGCUGCAAACGAGCGAGGAAAUCUCCGCACCCCGGGGUUCGCUCCGUGGGUGCUAUUUAGCUAGCUAGCUCGCUGGCUGGCUAGCCGACCUACCGGGGACUCAACGGAAGGUGGGGCCGCGGAGUGACAGCCCUGGACGACAGCUAAUGUGGCUAGCCGGCUAACUCGGGACUAUUUAGCGGCUACUGAUUUUUUUUCUUCAUUUUCCCCGACACUGACAUUUUUUUAGGGGAGGUGGCGGGGCUUUAAAAUUACCAGGAAUCCCCCCCCAAGAAAUUCGCGUGGGUGGGCAAUCUUGAGGAGAGCAUCCUCGUUUAACCGAAUGACCAUGGCGGACGACGACGUGCUGUUCGAGGAUGUCUACGAGCUGUGCGAGGUGAUUGGCAAGGGCCCCUUCAGCGUGGUCCGGCGCUGCAUCAACAGGGACACGGGCCAGCAGUUCGCCGUUAAGAUCGUCGACGUGGCCAGCUUCACCUCCAGCCCCGGCCUCAGCACAGAAGAUCUGAAGCGAGAGGCCAGUAUCUGCCACAUGCUGAAACACCCUCACAUCGUGGAGCUGCUGGAGACAUACAGCUCCGAUGGCAUGCUCUACAUGGUCUUUGAAUUCAUGGAUGGAGCCGACCUGUGUUUUGAAAUCGUCAAGAGAGCCGACGCCGGGUUUGUGUACAGCGAAGCGGUGGCCAGUCACUACAUGAGGCAGAUUUUGGAGGCUCUGCGCUACUGCCACGACAACAAUGUGAUUCAUCGUGACGUGAAGCCUCAUUGUGUGCUGUUGGCCUCAAAGGAGAACUCUGCUCCUGUCAAGCUGGGGGGCUUUGGAGUGGCAAUACAGCUGGGAGAGUCCGGUUUAGUAGCUGGAGGCCGAGUCGGCACGCCCCACUUCAUGGCCCCCGAGGUGGUCAAGAGGGAGCCGUACGGCAAGCCGGUGGAUGUGUGGGGAUGUGGAGUCAUCCUCUUCAUCCUCCUCUCUGGCUGCCUUCCUUUCUACGGCACCAAGGAACGCUUGUUCGAGGCCAUCAUCAAGGGGAAAUACAAGGUGUGUGUUCUUGUCCAGAUGAACCCCCGCCAGUGGGCCCACAUCUCCGAGAGCGCCAAGGACCUGGUGAGACGCAUGCUGAUGCUGGACCCGGCUGAGAGGAUCACCGUCUACGAGGCCCUCAACCACCCCUGGCUGAAGGAGAGGGACAGGUACGCCUACAAGAUCCACCUCCCCGAAACUGUGGAGCAGCUGAGGAAAUUUAAUGCCAGGAGGAAGCUGAAGGGUGCAGUGCUGGCAGCGGUUUCCAGCCAUAAGUUUAAUUCCUACUACGGUGACCCCCCAGAGGAACUACAUGACUUCUCAGAAGACCCCACCUCCUCAGGACUGCUAGCUGCUGAAACAGGAGCAGUUUCACAGGUUUUGGACAGUCUAGAGGAGAUUCACGCGUUGACAGACUGCAGUGAGAAAGACAUGGACUUUCUCCACAGUGUUUUCCAGGACCAGCACCUCCACACCCUGUUAGAUCUUUAUGACAAAAUCAACACCAGGUCCUCCCCUCAGAUCAGAAACCCUCCAAGUGAUGGAGUGCAGAGAGCCAAAGAGGUACUGGAAACCCUCUCCUGUUACCCAGAGAACAUGGAGGCCAAAGAGCUCAGGCGGAUCCUCACACAGCCACACUUCAUGGCUCUGCUGCAGACCCACGAUGUGGUGGCCCACGAGGUCUACAGCGACGACGCGCUGCGGGUGACUCCCCCGCCCACUUCCCCUUACCUGAACGGAGACUCCCCGGACAGCACCAACGGAGACAUGGACUUGGAGAACGUCACCAGGGUGCGCCUGGUCCAGUUUCAGAAGAACACCGAUGAGCCCAUGGGCAUCACUCUGAAAAUGAACGAACUGAACCACUGUAUUGUGGCCCGAAUCAUGCACGGUGGAAUGAUACAUCGACAAGGGACUCUGCAUGUCGGAGAUGAGAUCCGGGAGAUUAAUGGCAUCAGCGUUGCCAACCAGACGGUAGAACAGCUCCAAAAGAUGCUGAGAGAAAUGAGAGGUAGCAUCACCUUCAAGAUUGUGCCCAGUUACCGGUCCCAGUCCGGGUCCUGUGAUAAAGAGUCACCGGAUGUGUCCCGACAGUCGCCUGCAAACGGUCAUGCCAGCGUAACAAGCUCCAUCCUGGACCUGCCUGCGACGAUCCAGCCCAAAGGCCGGCAGAUCUCCAGACCUGCCAUCAAGGACAAAUUGUCCAUCAAGAUAUACGUUCGCGCUCAGUUUGAGUAUGACCCGGUGAGGGACGACCUCAUCCCAUGUAAGGAGGCGGGCAUUCGCUUCCAAGUGGGCGACAUCAUUCAGAUCAUCUCCAAGGACGACCACAACUGGUGGCAGGGAAAGCUGGAGAACACCAAGAACGCCACAGCGGGCCUCAUCCCCUCACCUGAGCUGCAGGAGUGGCGCGUGGCGUGUAUAGCCAUGGAGAAGACCAAACAGGAGCAGCAGGCCAGCUGUACCUGGUUUGGCAAGAAGAAGAAACAAUACAAAGACAAGUACCUGGCCAAGCACAACGCGGUGUUUGACCAACUAGAUCUGGUGACUUAUGAGGAGGUGGUCCGAGUCCCAUCAUUCAAAAGGAGAACGCUGGUCUUGCUCGGUGCACAUGGAGUUGGACGGAGGCACAUCAAGAACACGCUUAUCACCAAACAUCCCGACCGCUUUGCCUACCCCAUCCCCCACACGACUCGGCCUCCGAAGAAGGACGAGGAGAACGGGAAGAACUACUACUUUGUGUCUCACGACCAGAUGAUGCAGGACAUCAGCAACAACGACUACCUGGAGUACGGCAGCCACGAGGACGCCAUGUACGGAACCAGGCUGGAGACGAUCAGGCAGAUCCACGCACAGGGCAUGGUCUCCAUUUUGGAUGUGGAACCGCAGGCGCUAAAGAUCCUCAGGACAGCGGAUUUUGCUCCCUACGUUGUCUUCAUCGCAGCUCCCACCGUCGCCCCCGGCAUGACCGAGGAUGACUCUCUGCAGCGGCUCCAAAAGGAAUCAGAGAUGCUGCAGGGGACCUACGCCCACUACUUUGACCAGACCAUCAUCAACAACGAGAUUGACGACACCAUCCGACUGCUGGAGGAGGCCGUAGACCUGGUGUCCACCACUUCUCAGUGGGUCCCCGUCUCCUGGGUCUACUGACACGCGCUCAACGGCACCUCGCUCAUCAUCGCUCUGGACGAUCCAUCACUGAUGCAACACGGAUGCUAAACCUGGGUCUUACCCCCGCCCUGCCCGCGAGUCCCACGUCUCAUACCAAGUCACACAUUUCUGUUGUUGAAAAAGAGAAAUGAAGAAACCAAUGACUCACUACAGAGACUUCAUCCUGCCCCGCCCCCUUUUCUCAACAGCGUCAAAGGCACAUUGUUGUGUACAUAUAUACAUAUAUAUAUAUAAAUGAUAAAAAAACAAGGGAAAAUAUUUCUGUCCUAGCUGAAGCGUGGGGAGUGGAGGGGCAAUGUGGUAGAUAUUUUGUACUUUUCUUUUGUAAUCGAUGGAUGGAUGGUAAUAUUGGAAAGGCAAUAGCAAGCAUGACCAUAAAGCAGUCUUACAUGGGUGUGCCUGUAUGAGUGUGUGUGUGUGUGUUAACCUUUUUAAAGGCACUUCUCGUGGUAAUGUCAUGUCCUCCUCUCCAACACCCCCCUAGUCUCCUCGGCCCCUGUGACCUACACGCCGAACUUUAAAGCACAGUAGAAGCUGCUAAAGUGGCAACAAGUGACUCCCUCAGCGCCGAAGGCCAGGUGAGUGUAGCAGAAAGCACAGGAAACUUGGCAGUUUCUCCACCCAAGCCCUUUUUGGUUUAUUUACUGGCCCUCUGUGCCUGUCAGUUUGUUGACGGAGCACACUGCGUCCCUCUACGCUGUGUUGCCGUAGCCUAUUGUACCAUGCUUCCCCUUCAAGCCUCUGAUGGUCCUUGUUUACACCUCAGUUUGCACAAAAUGGACAAUGAAGAAGACACGUUCCGCGUCUCGUCACCUCGCGGUCUACAAUUCACCUCUCUGGCUGUCUCUUCCCCUCUCCCUCCGUACACAAAAUGCCAAUCAGUGGUCAAUGGACCUGGAAUAUCAUUCAUGGGGCACGAUCACAAAGCGCUCGCUUUAAAACCGACCCCGGUAACUGAACUUGAGGACGAAAAACAAACAAAAAGCCUGACUGAAAGGAGGACGAAAUGAACUGCCUUAUCAGAGCCUGGGGGAAGACGUCGGUAACACCUAUGCACACCACCCCUGGUGUCUGCCAGGCAGACCGCCACCACCCGUUUCUUCUCUGCCCACACCGAAAUAGUGAACCAUGCUUGUUAAAAUGAAAGUGUUCAUAAGAGUAUGUGUGGAAGGGAAGGGCCUCGGGUAGGUGGUGACGAAGCCAAUCGUCGAGCCACCAUUUUGGAACUGUUAACUGUUGUCUUUAAAAAAAAUAUAAAGGUAUUCUUGUUUGAGGGAGAGAAAAUAACUAAAUUUUGUGUGUAAAUGUUUCAAUGGUGCGUACGUCAUACGAGUGAAUAACCAAGAGCCAGUGUAUAUUAACCCUUAAAAGAAGCUCAGUAUGUGACAUAACCUCAUGCUUUACCAGAAGGGAGACGACACUUCCCCACCUUCAGUAACUCUGUAAGUAAGCACAUCAGGUGAAGGGUCUCGGACAAAAGAUAAAACUUCAAUUUUUAUUUUUAUUUUUUAAGUCAAUAUUCUCCACUGUGUGGUGUGGAUGCUGUUGCUCCACUUCAAGUAAAGUGUUAUCAUUUCGAGUCCUGUGUAUAUUACCUCUGGCAAAAGCAGCUCUUCUGUAUGAAAUGUUGUUUUUUUGUUAUUUCAUUUAAAAAAAAAAAUUAUAUUUCCUUUUACGUGUUUAAAGUAAA
Messenger RNA from Pungitius pungitius (ninespine stickleback), 5618 nucleotides. Its product is annotated as peripheral plasma membrane protein CASK-like. Gene Ontology annotation, cellular component: plasma membrane; cell-cell junction; basolateral plasma membrane. Gene Ontology annotation, molecular function: signaling receptor binding; ATP binding; protein kinase activity. Gene Ontology annotation, biological process: protein phosphorylation; intracellular protein localization; regulation of neurotransmitter secretion. The coding region runs from base 1061 to 3907 and encodes 948 amino acids. The record is from RefSeq and is a predicted model, not a curated record. NCBI's taxonomy places the organism in Eukaryota, Metazoa, Chordata, Actinopteri, Perciformes, Gasterosteidae. The transcript is spliced from 28 exons.